This is a messenger RNA of Pisolithus orientalis, 1305 nucleotides long. RefSeq lists its product as uncharacterized. Bases 1 to 1305 code for a protein of 434 amino acids. The record is from RefSeq and is a predicted model, not a curated record. NCBI's taxonomy places the organism in Eukaryota, Fungi, Basidiomycota, Agaricomycetes, Boletales, Pisolithaceae. The transcript has 9 exons.
AUGCAAACUCCCGACGACCUUCCCUGGCCAGAGUUGGGCAACGUCUCCCGCGGCGCAACACGCGGCAACCAAGGGCAAAAGGGUGCUUUGAGCCCUCCAGAUCAGGACGGGCGCUGCGUGUUGCAACUACGAGUGCAGCCCGGUGUUCUCUGUGUAAAGUUAAACCGGCGAUCGAGCGAGUGGUAUCGCACUCUCGACGGUGAGGUCAACAGAGCUCUCAAGCUCACGAAGACUGAUGCUCGGGCAGACCAGGAUCACAUGGAGCUACACGAGUGGCUGCAACAACUCAAAGACAAGACCAUGUCCCACCUCGAAAUUCUCAUGCAGAAGGGUGAUAUCCCAGGGCCUUCGUAUGUCAUGCCAGAGGACAUGGAACUGAGCUUUUUGCGAAAAUUCAUUGAGCGACAUAACGCGGGCAUCCCCCAUAACCCACGGCUGCGACAUCUCGGACCUAACGCCCCACAACCCGCACACAUUGAAGACUCUAUGGAGUUGUCUACCCCCGAAUUGUCUGACCAAGGAUACCCAGCGUCAACCUUUGUUGAUCAGAUGGCGCGAAUGCAAUCAGACAGCGCGCCAAGUGUCAGUUCUACUUUUAUUCAUUCGCCCGGAACGUCCGGCCGUCCACAAUUCACCCGAACUUCAACAUCACCUUCUGCUGCAACCUACGAACAACUCGUACAGGACGCUCAAUCAUCAGACCAAUUUCUCCAGGAUGCACGGGCUGCACUUUCUCGGACUCAAGCGCACACGCAGGAAGCUUUUCAGCGGUAUACCGCAUGCCUAGAAGCCGAAGCCCGUGCAAGGAGGGAUGUAGCCGUUGCUGAACAGCAUCGCGACGAGCUAAUGUCUGCCAUCCUUUCGCGGGCACAAACAUCCAUAGAAUAUGCUCGGCAUUCGUCUUCUCUGGGGCACGAAGAAGUCGGAGCAUCGCAACAUAAUCAAACGGAGUAUGCAUCACAUCACAUGGCAGAACGCAGAACCUCCGCCGACGUGAUGCCAACACACAACAGCCCCAGACCUAUGGAUUGGCGACAAGCGGAAGUACCCAAUACAUAUCCGGGAGGACUCGAGGCUAUCCCACAGUCCGAGAUUCGGUCAUCAAGCGAUCAAUCCUUCAGGCCAGAGCGCAAGCACUCGCGGAGCUGGGAGCCGGUUGGGCACGUUGAUAUGGCGUCGGGUAUGCAACAAAUGAUGCCAGAUAUGUCGGGCAUACCGCCACGAAAGCGACCGCAUCAUAUGACAGGCCCAUCUAUUCACAGUGGCGCUGUGAUAUCUCAGACUGCCAUGUCACUGCCUCUAUGA